Molecule: messenger RNA, 1053 nt
Organism: Sitophilus oryzae (rice weevil)
Lineage: Eukaryota; Metazoa; Arthropoda; Insecta; Coleoptera; Curculionidae
Gene: p24-1
Product: transmembrane emp24 domain-containing protein 7
Exons: 3
Coding region: 146-772 (208 amino acids)
Biological process (GO): endoplasmic reticulum to Golgi vesicle-mediated transport; intracellular protein transport; Golgi organization
Cellular component (GO): Golgi apparatus; endoplasmic reticulum; COPII-coated ER to Golgi transport vesicle
Source: RefSeq, a predicted model, not a curated record
GACACAUCCACAUCAUCGUUUUAGGUUAUGUAUUGUUAAUCGAAUAGAUACGUCAGUAAAAUUUUCAAAAACUAUAAAUUUUAUCGGUAUGAUAUUACCAAUAUAGUAAAAGGCUUUUGAAAAUAAUUAUUAGGACUAUCGCAACAUGAUUUAUUGGUAUUUCACUUUACUUACGUUUCUAUUAGUCGUUUUAAAUGUGUUCAGUUCCGAAAUAACUUUCGAACUACCCGAUAACGGAAAAGAAUGUUUUUUCCAGGAGAUUAAAGCCAAUACCACAGCCACGUUAGAGUUUCAGGUUGUUACAGGAGGCCAGUACGAUGUUGAUGUUACUUUACAAGACCCCUUGAAGCAAGUAAUCUAUCAGCAAGCCAAAAUGCAGUUCGAUUCGCACAGUUUUACAGCCCAAAGAACGGGAAUAUACAGUGCGUGCUUUAGCAAUGAGUUCUCGACAUUUUCACAUAAAAUUGUUUACAUGGACUUUCAAGUCGGUGAAGAAUCACCACUUCCGGGUAUAGGUGAUCAUGUAACAGCUCUUACACAGAUGGAAUCUUCAGCUGUCGAUAUCCACAAAUACUUAAAUUUAAUAAUAGACCUACAGACGCAUCAUAGGCUGCGUGAAGCUCAAGGUAGAAAAAGGGCGGAGGAUUUAAAUGAGAGAGUGCAGUGGUGGUCUAUAUUCGAAACAGUAGCAAUGAUAACUAUUGGCGUGACUCAGGUGUAUAUUUUAAAGAACUUUUUCAAUGAUAGAAAACCGUUUGUGGCUGGUCGCUAACGUUUUAAUUGGUUCCAAGGAGUUAGGAGUACUGUGUAAAUAAUUUAUUUAGAUGAGAGGUAUGAUAGAUUUUUCAUGUUGAAUUUUGUUUUAAAGUAUUCACAGAAAAUAAAAAAAAAUGUUCAUUCCAUUUGUGAAAACUUAAUUUUACAUAGCUUUUGUUUAGUUUAAACACAGGACUGAUAAAUAUGAGGCAAUUCUAAAGCUAUUUAAAUGUAAUUAGCUUAAUGUUCAACUUGGUGUGUAUGGUGAAAAUAUUAAAAAAUGAAUCACAAUUUGAA